GCACUUCCUCUGUCCCGUGACUUGUUUAAAACCAUACAGUCUGAGUCUAUGGUUUAAACAAAUUGAGAGGCAGGCGGUACAGUCCCAGCCAUGAUGCAGCAUGAAGAAUACGCGAUCAUAACCUCUCGGUGCAUCGUUACAUAAUAUAUUUCUGUUUUCAUUAGGUCUUGCUGUCUGUUGUUCAUAUCAAGAUCCACAGCGCGCUCUUCAUCCGUCAUGUCCCGGGGGUUUGAUCACGAGAUCUGAGGCUGCAACGAAAACUUUCUACCUGCGAAGCUUUAAAGAAACGAAACCAACUCGACAAGAUGCUGUGAUGAAACAUAUCGGUUUCAGGACAUCCUGCAUCCACAUUGUCAAAACGAGUAGUUUGGUUUCCUUGUGGUUUGUUUAGUUUCUUCCUGAAAGCGGAAGUUGCUUACCGCUUUCAGAUUGGCGUCGCCACAGUUGUUCCUAAGGAUAGACCAUGGCAAACGAGCACUCCCCUCUUCUUGUUCAUGGGGUGUACAGCAUGAUGGGUGAUGCUGAAGAUUCCAGGGGUGGCUCAGCAGUGACAGGACAGGGAUCCCCCGAAUCAAACCCCCGCAAACUCAACACCUUCUUUGGCGUCAUGGUGCCCACCAUCCUCUCCAUGUUCAGUAUUGUGCUCUUUCUUCGCACAGGUUUUGUAGUGGGUCAUGCAGGUCUUCUCCAUGGUCUCCUCAUGCUGUUUGUGGCCUACUUCAUCAUCUCGUUGACAAUCCUGUCUAUAUGUGCUAUUUCAACUAAUGGAGCAGUGGAAGGGGGCGGGGCCUACUUCAUGAUCAGUCGUUCUCUGGGACCAGAGUUUGGAGGCAGUAUUGGCCUGAUGUUUUACUUGGCGAAGGUAUGUGCAUGUGGUGUUUAUGUACUCGGACUGGUGGAGGCCAUACUGGACAUCUUUGGGAGGGAUCCAGGCUCUGCUGUGUCACAAGGGCUGCGUGUGUUGCCGCAGGGUUACUGGUACACUGUGUUGUACUCCUCUCUUGUGCUGUUGCUAUGUCUGGUGGUGUGUCUGGUUGGUGCUCAUAUCUACGCCAAAGCCUCUUUCAUCAUUCUGCUUGUGGUGACGAUGUCACUGAUCUCUAUCGUCAUCAGCCCCCUGAUAGUCAGUCCACACCGCUUCAACAUCACACACACAUACGGCAACAACCACACGGUCACCGUCAACCCCAGCUACACAGGAUUCAACGGCACUACAUUAAAAAACAACCUCGGACCGCAGUACUCUCUGGAUUACAGUACCAACACAAUGAUGUCUUUCGCCACUGUAUUUGCUGUGAUGUUCACCAGCUGCACAGGCAUCAUGGCAGGAGCCAACAUGUCGGGUGAGCUGAAGAACCCCAGUGAGGCGAUACCUAAAGGGACCAUCAUAGCUGUGUCAUACACCUUCACUGUUUAUCUGCUUCUCUUCCUGCUCCUGAGCUCUACCUGUGACAGGUUGUUGUUAAUCAAUGAUUACGCAGUGUUUCAGCGGGUGAACGUGUGGCCUCCGUUCGUGAUGAUUGGGGUGUACUGUGCAUCUCUCUCAGCUGCUAUGUGCUCCAUGAUAGGAGCUUCUCGAAUCCUCCAUGCGCUUGCUCUGGACCAGCUUUUUGGUCUGCCUCUGGCUCCGGCCGCUGUAACCUCCAGCUCUGGGAACCCGUGGGUGUCUGUGCUCUACACCUGGGGUCUGGUGCAGUGCACACUGUUUGCAGGACAACUGAAUGUGAUUGCUGGUAUUGUGACAGUGUUUUACCUGUUAGCGUAUGCGGCGGUUGAUUUGGCUUGUCUGGCUCUGGAAUGGGCCUCAGCUCCAAACUUCAGGCCAACAUUUCAGUUUUUCUCAUGGCACACAUGUUUGUUGGGUAUUAUAAGCUGUGUGGUAAUGAUGUUCGUGAUAAACCCAGUGUAUUCCUCAGCCAGUAUUGCACUGCUGCUGCUCCUCCUCCUGAUCCUGCACUACCGCUCUCCCACCAGCAGCUGGGGCUACAUCAGUCAAGCGCUGAUCUUCCAUCAGGUGAGGAAGUACCUUCUGAUGUUAGACUCCCGUAAGGAUCAUGUAAAGUUCUGGCGGCCUCAGGUCUUACUGAUGGUGGCGAACCCACGCUCCUCCUGUCAGCUCAUCUGCUUUGUCAACCAGCUAAAGAAAGGAGGGCUGUUUGUUCUUGGGCAUGUGCAGAUUGGAGAUCUGGAUGUGUUGCCAGCAGACCCGGUGCAGCCGCAGUAUAAUUUCUGGUUGAGUCUAGUGGAUAAGUUGGGUGUGAAGGCCUUUGUGGAUCUGACUCUCUCUCCAUCUGUCAGGCAGGGCACCCAGCAUCUGCUCCGCAUCACUGGACUAGGAGGCAUGAAGCCUAAUACCCUGGUCUUGGGCUUCUAUGACAACUGCUAUCCAGAGGACUACUUCCUGCAGGACCCUGUCUUUUGCAAGGGUGAUAGGGGUGAGGGGGAUAAUUUUGGGGUGGACCUUCCAUCCUUACAGGCUCACUUUCCACCCGUGCGCCAUGCCGAGAGCCCUCGCGCUCUGCAGCCCGAGGAAUACGUGAGCAUCAUCUGUGAUGCCAUAAAAAUGGGCAAGAACGUUUGUUUAGCCCGCUACUUUUUCCAGUUGCCGCCUGACAGCAAAGGCAGGGGAAAUGACAAUGUGGACACCAUUGAUGUGUGGCCGACUAACCUACUGUCUCCAGGCAGUGCAAGUUACGCAGACGUGUCCAGUCUUUUCCUGCUUCAGAUGGCAUGUGUGUUAAACAUGGCCAACAGGUGGCGCCGUGCCAGGUUACGCAUAUUUGUCUGUGUGGCAUCAGGGUCAGGAGACCAGGGCUGGCUGGCCAAUGAGGAGCAGUUUAGAGAGUUGCUGGGAAUGCUUAGGAUUCGUGCCGCUAUUAAGAUUGUGGCGUGUGAUAACGUGGCAUGCAUGUUUAGAGGGCCAAAUUCAGAGGGUCAAAAAGUGCCAGAGGAUUUCUUGUGUACCAUGAACGGCUUGCUGAGGGAACACAGCUCUACGGCAGCAGUCCGCUUCCUGUAUUUGCCCCACCCUCCCUCCAGUUCUGUGCUUUCACAGCAGUACCUGACGCAGCUGGAUACGCUGACGCGAGACCUGGGCCCGACUCUCUUGAUUCACGGGGUCACACCGGUCACAUGUACUGAACUCUGAGAAACAAUAACCAAAACAUGUUUG
Molecule: messenger RNA, 3172 nt
Organism: Carassius carassius (crucian carp)
Lineage: Eukaryota; Metazoa; Chordata; Actinopteri; Cypriniformes; Cyprinidae
Product: solute carrier family 12 member 9
Exons: 14
Coding region: 464-3148 (894 amino acids)
Biological process (GO): potassium ion homeostasis; chloride ion homeostasis; cell volume homeostasis
Cellular component (GO): membrane
Molecular function (GO): potassium:chloride symporter activity
Source: RefSeq, a predicted model, not a curated record